GAAUAUAAGAAUAAAUUAAUAAACUAAAAAAAAUGGCGUUUGCGGCAGCACGUAUGAUUCUAAAAGAUAAAAGGCGAAAGUCAAAAGAAGAUUUUGCUCCAAGAAAUCGUAGUAAGGCCAGGAGUGCUAGCACAAGUAGUUUUAGGAGUAUCAGUCAGGCUCGUAACAAGCCAGCCGAUGGAAGUGGUCAUGUUAACCAAAAAGGUACAUCAGGACAAAAAGCGGCCAAACCAGGUCAGCAAUGUGUUCAAGGAAAAGGUCCACAAAAACCAAAUCAAAAACCAACCGCACAAAAAGGUCAAGUUAAAACAGCACCGGCUAAAGCAGCUCCCCAAGCAAGAGAGAUCGCUACAGUCGCUCUGGUUAAGCCAGUGAAAAAACCCAAAAAAGGAUCCAGACAACAGCACGACUUAACCGUUACAAUAAAUUUAUCUGAAUAUGGCCUGACAGAAGAUCAAGUAGCAGAAUUUAAGGAGGCAUUUAUGUUAUUUGAUAAAGAUGAAGAUGGUACCAUUACAAUGGCUGAAUUAGGUGUAGUAAUGCGCUCCUUAGGACAACGACCAACAGAAACUGAAUUAAGAGAUAUGGUAAAUGAAGUAGAUCAAGAUGGUAACGGUACUAUAGAAUUUAAUGAAUUUUUACAAAUGAUGUCGAAAAAAAUGAAAGGUGCUGAUGGUGAAGAUGAAUUACGUGAAGCAUUCAGAGUAUUUGAUAAAAACAACGAUGGCCUAAUAUCAUCGAAUGAAUUACGUCAUGUUAUGACAAAUUUAGGUGAAAAAUUGUCAGAAGAAGAAGUAGACGAUAUGAUUCGUGAAGCUGAUUUAGAUGGUGAUGGUAUGGUGAAUUACGAAGUUAUUCGCGGAUUAUUAUCAUCUUGUUUCUUUUAAUAUAUAAUUUUCAUUUUGCCUUGAACAAGCGAACCUAGUGCGGACUAAUGAAAUAUCUGUAAACUGACGAAACUACUUACAUGAACAGGCCCAAAUAUUUCUGAAG
Chrysoperla carnea is the source of this 993-nucleotide messenger RNA. RefSeq names its product neo-calmodulin-like. Gene Ontology annotation, molecular function: calcium ion binding; enzyme regulator activity. The coding region runs from base 33 to 887 and encodes 284 amino acids. NCBI's taxonomy places the organism in Eukaryota, Metazoa, Arthropoda, Insecta, Neuroptera, Chrysopidae. The record is from RefSeq and is a predicted model, not a curated record. Gene Ontology annotation, cellular component: myosin II complex. The transcript is spliced from 7 exons.